Molecule: messenger RNA, 2645 nt
Organism: Moneuplotes crassus
Lineage: Eukaryota; Ciliophora; Spirotrichea; Euplotida; Euplotidae
Source: the annotation of a GenBank genome assembly
UCACUCUGAAAAUUGCGCAGUUUGCCAAUAUUAUAUAAUUUGCACAGAAUCCGCACUUAAUGGAGCCAUCCGAAGAAAUCCCAGCUUUCGAAGUGUCAUGCUUACUCGAAAGAUGGAAAGUGUACUUUCCAUGUGAACUCAAGCCUGAAAGAUUCGAUAGAGAGUCCUUCCAACACCUCGCUGCUAAAAUAUGGUUCGAGACCUUCAAGAACCCAGAAAAUGAUAAAUACCUUGAGUAUGAAGUUGAACAAGAAAACAACGAUCGAGUCGUUGUCUAUGUCAACUACUCAACUCUGAUCAACUGUGGAGACAACAAUGUCACUCAGCUUUGAAGCUAUGUGUAUGAGAACCCUGGACAGAUCAUCAACACCUUAGGAGUGGCUCUUGACUGAGUGAGGUAUUAUGUAAAGAAGAUCCCGAAGCGCAAAGAAAUCAAACCUAGAUUCACCAACUACAACAAGCUGUUUCCGCUGAGUAGUGUCAAAGCUCAGUGACUAGGCCACUUCAUAUGUAUCAAAGGAACUGUAUUGCGUAUUUCUACGAUCAAAGUGCUUGUCAAAAGCAUCAUUUUCACUUGCAAUGACUGAAAACAGAAAAUCAGCAUGGACUUACUUGACGGAGUCUGGAACACUCCGAACAGCUGCACCAACAUGGACUGCAGGUCGAGGUUCUUUAUUCCUGACAAAGUUGGAGCCAAGACUUCGUUCUACCAGCGACUUCGACUGCAAGAAAUUGAAAACGAUAUCAAAGACUUAAAUGCAGGCAAAAUGCCUAAGUGCAUGGAUGUUGAAAUCAGAGAUGACUUGAUCGACAAGUGAAUCAGCGGUGAUGUAGUAACAAUAGCAGGGAUCUUGAAAACCGAAAUCAUGAAUGACUUCAAGUCGAGAGGCGCAAGAGCCGGCAACAGAACAACUGGUCUCCACACAUCAUACCUUGACGCCAACUCCAUCAUGAACUCCAACAUCAACACCAUGGGAUCGACCAACUGAGAAAGUGUUGACCAGAGAGAUGUCGCGAACUUUCUGAGCCUGGCUGAAAGAGGCGACGAGUUGUUUCCGUUAUUCGUCAAAAGUGCCUGCCCAUCGAUAUAUGGGAACGAACUUGUAAAGGCUGGACUUGUGUUGAGUCUGUUCGGUGGGACCGAUCUGAGGUUUAAGAAACAACAGUUCAGCGAUCUUAACAAUAAUGACAACCUUGCACAAAUGGAUGAUGAAGAAGAUGUCGAAGAUGUCAGCUUGGCCAUGAGACCUGACAUCCAUGUGUUGAUGAUUGGUGAUCCCGGAAUGGGUAAAUCCCAGAUGCUCAAACACAUCAACUGCGUUGCUCCAAGAGGCGUCUACGUAUGAGGUAACAGCACAACCAAUGCAGGACUGACGGCCACCCUGAUCAGAGACGGAGGGUCCAAUGAGCAGAACCUCGAAGCAGGCGCUCUUGUUCUCAGCGACCUCGGAGUCUGAUGUAUUGACGAGUUCGACAAAAUGAGCGGAGACCAAAGUGCAUUACUUGAAGCAAUGGAGCAGCAGACUAUUUCCAUUGCUAAAGGAGGCAUCAUCGGAUCUUUAUCAGCAAGAUGCACCUUGAUGGCAUGAGCAAACCCAGUCAGUGGACACUACCAACGGUCCAGAUCCAUCAUUGACAACAUCAGAAUCAGCAAUGCAAUUCUCAGUAGAUUCGAUUUGAUAUUCUUGAUGCUUGAUGAGCCAGACCUCGACAAAGACAGGCUGCUGUCUGAACACAUCAUGAAGCUACAUGCAAGAAAAGGGAAGCGCAGGCAGGAUGACUCAAAUGGUUACUCUCAGAUGAGCUCUUCUGGCAUGGGGUACGGAUCUGAGUCAGGCUACAACACAAGCUCUUAUGAAGAUCCGUAUCCACGUAAGCGAAGCUACAACACCCAUGGAGAUCGCUCCAAUAUUUACGGAGCUUCGGAUACUGACAUUGACGGUGGAAUCAGACCUGAAGAAGACUACGAAACCCUUGUCAACUAUCUGAAGCGUGUCAUGCACCAGAUGGACGAAGACCAGAUCCUGACUCCAGAGUUCAUCAAGAAGUAUGUGACUUUUGCAAAGCGGACAUGUUUUCCGAAGCUGUCCAAAGAAGCCUGUGAAAUUCUGAAGUCAUUCUACAUUUCACUCAGAGUGAACUCGAGUGGCCACAACUCGAUUCCAGUAACUUCUCGUCAAUUGGACUCUAUUAUCAGGCUGUCACAAGCUAAAGCCAAGCUUGAGCUCAGAAGCAUCGUCACACGAGAAGAUGCUGAAAUCGUUGUCAAACUGAUCCAAGAAAGCCUGUUCGAAACCAACUACGACCUGGUUGGCUUCAAAGCUACCAUUGACAAAAUUGCUGGCAAGAAGAAAGUCGACAAAGGAGAAGUCGAUGUCAACAACAUUGGAAGUCUGAGUCAACCUAAGCAGACCAAGAUCUUCAUUGAAAAACUGAAAGAAAUUGCCACUGAAAAACAAGACAAGUCGUUCACCCACACCCACUUGAUGGAGAUUUCAAGGUCUCUGAACAUGCAGGUUGGAGACUUCAGACAGUACAUUGACAAGCUCAAUGCAAACAACGUGUUGUUGAUGAAAGGACACAAGAUAUACGAAUUAUGAGUGGGACUGUAACAGCUUAAUUGUAUUCAAUUUAUACCUUACCAA